Molecule: messenger RNA, 1539 nt
Organism: Engraulis encrasicolus (European anchovy)
Lineage: Eukaryota; Metazoa; Chordata; Actinopteri; Clupeiformes; Engraulidae
Gene: cntd1
Product: cyclin N-terminal domain containing 1
Exons: 7
Coding region: 151-1083 (310 amino acids)
Biological process (GO): reciprocal meiotic recombination
Cellular component (GO): site of double-strand break
Source: RefSeq, a predicted model, not a curated record
CGUGCGCCACCUGUCGCGUACCUAGGAAACUGACUCAAUUUUAGAUUUGAUACAAGAAGUUCAUAGAUUUUUAAAACAUUUUAAAACUAUUAUAAACAUUUAGACAACUAAAGUAAACUCGGCAGUUAACCUGUAGACCAAGUAAGAAUAAUGACUGCUAGACCCGUUCAACCAUCUUCAUCCGAACAGCCAAACAUCCAUUUUCGUGAGGUAACAUUUGAUAUUCUGUCAGACUUCCUAUCCAAUAUCCACACACAAAACAUACUAAACGUGAGAACCCUAUCAGAUAACUGCGGAGAUUUCAAGACUCCUGGAGUGGUGGAAUAUGUCUUUAUUCUCUGCAAGGAGUUCAAACUGGACCCUUUGGUUGGAUAUAGCGCUGUGGAAAUACUGGAGAAGUUCAUGAUCAAGUAUAUUGAGGACCAGUUCACGUGUCCGUCUGCGUCGGGUGCGUGCGGUGGUGGAGACGGUAAGAUGGAGGAGCUUGUCUUCCAGAGCAUCAGGCCACAGUUCCCACUCUUCAUCCUGUCCUGUGUACAGCUGGCCAGCAAGCUCUCAUUGCACUAUAAGAUUGUGGACAACAACAUGGCGAUGCGGUUCGUGCAGUCCACCGGCUACACGGUCACCAAGGAGAAGCUGCUGCAGUCGGAGCUGACGGUGCUCAAGUUGCUCAACUUCAGCCUGAGUCCCACCAACCCGCUGACCUACGUGGAGACACUGCUGGGGGUCCUGCACCACAAUGAGCCGUGGGUGGCGCUGGAGCGGAUGCAUGAGCUGUGCCUAGCAGUGCUGCAGUUCACCAGCCUGAAGAGGACCUCCAUAUACCAGGCCCUCAUACGCAUAGUCAGCAAGGGAACAGGCCUCUCACAACAGCACAAAGAGAGGUUUGCUGCAAUUGCAGAGGACUGCAUGCUGCUGAGUGUGGGAGUGAUUGCUGUGGCAGCCUACAUUGUUGACAUCAAUACCUGGGAACAGGUGGCCCAGGAGCUAAGCCUAAUCACGGGUGUGUCCAUGCAGAGCGUGAUGGAGUUUGCCUAUGUCAUACUGAUGCACGUCACCAAUAACACUGAUGUGCUCCAGUGAAGUCCGGCUUCAUUACAACUGCAAGACUUGUAUGUUCCAUGUUCUAGAAUCGGAAUAUGAAACUCAAGUGGAAUGUUCUAAAAUAGAACUGCAGUAUGGAACACAAGGUGUAGAAUGUUCUGUAGCAUUGUCUCAUACAGUAGUUCUAGAGGGGGACUUGGGACAUGGUGUUCUGCCCCACGUUGAACAGAGAGGACACUUCCUCUCUGCACUUACAGUAAGUUGCUGGCAGGAUGUUCUUGUUUGGUGAGCAGCUCCGUGUGUUUUUUUUCCUUUUCCUGCCAGAGUAAUUAGCUAGUAGGAACAAGUCAAUUUGUAAUUCAUCAUUUGCAAUUCAAUGUUGUGCAAUUUGCUGUAGAAAAAUUUGUCACAGAAAAACUGUUGAGGUCGGAUGAUAUUUUGUUUAAUCUAAUAAGAUGAUGAGCACCAAAAUAAAGAGACCCAUUCAUCAUUUCA